Messenger RNA from Dama dama (fallow deer), 2289 nucleotides. RefSeq names its product lysine methyltransferase 5C (gene KMT5C). Lineage: Eukaryota; Metazoa; Chordata; Mammalia; Artiodactyla; Cervidae. Gene Ontology annotation, cellular component: nucleus. The record is from RefSeq and is a predicted model, not a curated record. Gene Ontology annotation, molecular function: protein binding; histone H4K20 methyltransferase activity. The coding region runs from base 100 to 1617 and encodes 505 amino acids. The transcript has 9 exons.
GCGGCGACCCGGUCGGACGAGAGCUGGAGGAGGAGGCUGUGGGAGGUGGUGGCAGCUGCGGCGCGGGCGCCUGAGGAGGAGGAGGAGGAGGAGAAGCGGAUGAGGAGGCCAGAGGGCCCGCCCCAGGCUCACAGGGCUCACAAGUGGCACAGAGCAAGCACACACGCGGGAUCCCAGCGCCGCGCCCCCUGCCCCGUGCUCCCCACCCCCUGCCGCCGCCACCAGAGACAGCAUGGUGCGUGGGGCACCAUGGGGCCCGACAGAGUAACGGCCAGAGAGCUGUGUGAGAACGACGACCUGGCCACCAGCCUCGUCCUGGACCCCUACCUCGGCUUCCGCACCCACAAGAUGAACGUCAGCCCCGUGCCCCCCCUGCGACGACAGCACCACCUGCGCUCAGCUCUGGAGGCCUUCCUGAGGCAGCGGGACCUGGAGGCUGCGUACCGGGCCCUGACGCUGGGAGGCUGGAUGGCCCACUACUUCCAGAGCCGGGGCCCACGGCAGGAGGCUGCCCUCAAGACCCACAUCUAUCGCUACCUCCGCGCCUUCCUGCCUGAAAGUGGCUUCACCAUCUUGCCCUGUACCCGAUAUUCCAUGGAGACAAACGGAGCCAAGAUUGUGUCAACUCGCGCAUGGAAAAAGAACGAGAAGCUGGAGUUGCUGGUGGGCUGCAUCGCCGAGCUGCGGGAGGCCGACGAGGAGCUACUGAGGGCCGGGGAGAAUGACUUCAGCAUCAUGUACUCGACCCGAAAGCGCAGCGCUCAGCUGUGGCUCGGCCCAGCCGCCUUCAUCAACCACGACUGCAAACCCAACUGCAAGUUUGUGCCUGCAGAUGGAAACGCAGCCUGCGUGAAGGUGCUCCGGGACAUCGAGCCGGGGGACGAGGUGACCUGUUUCUACGGCGAGGGCUUCUUCGGCGAGAAGAACGAGCACUGUGAAUGCUACACCUGUGAGAGGAGAGGUGAGGGCGCUUUCCGACUGCGGCCCAGGGAACCCCUGCCGCCCCGGCCGCUGGACAAGUACGAGCUCCGGGAGACCAAGCGGCGGCUGCAGCAAGGUCUGGACAGGCCCCGGUCCUGUGCGCACCCACCCCUGCGGCGCCGGGACCCCUUCUGCGCCGCCUGCCAGCCCCUGCGCCCCCCGCCCUACAGCGCCCGCCUGGACGCCUCGCCCCUCUGGCUCCACUGGCUGCCUCAGCCCCAGCUCCGUGUGCGUCCCCGGAGGCGCCGCCGCCUGCAGCCCCGGCGAGCCCCGCCACCUCCGGUUCUCCGAGCUGCCCGCGUCUCCCUGCACCGGUGGGGAGGCUGCGGCCCCCACUGCUGCCUGCGGGCGGAGGCCCAGGUGGCCCUGGGUCAGGCCCCCCGCGCCCGCUGGGCCCCCCAGCAGGACUGGCAUUGGGCCCGGCGCUACGGGCUGCCUUCUGUGGUCCGUGUGGGUCUGAGCCGCGUGGCGCCAGCCCUGCCUCCCACUGCCAGCCCUGCCCCUGCUAGGACCCCCGGCCCCAUCCCCGUCCCCAAGCAGGCCCUUGCCUUCACCCCCUUCUCCCCACCCAAGCGCCUGCGGCUGGUGGUCAGCCAUGGCUCCAUUGACCUGGAUGUCAACAGUGAUGGGCCGUGACGGGCUGGACAGGGAGGCCUGGGCUGGGAGAGCAGGGUGUCCUUCCUUGGUCCCCUCCUGCCCAGCUUCUCGGGGAGCCACCUCCAGAAGGAGCUCUUGGACCUCUGGGAAGGAGUUGACCUUCGACUCCAGCACAGCUUUGAUCUGGGGGCAGGUUGACUUGGACACCCCCAGGGAUCUGACCCCUGACCUUUUGUGACUGCUGACCCCUGAGCCACCCCCACCCUGGCAGGGAGCCCUGGCCACUGCCGCCCACCCCCCACCCCCCCGACCGCAGCCCCGGCUCCAGGGCUGAAGGAGCUGUUCCCUGCCCACCUCCUUCUCCUGCUCGGGGAGCAAAGCCAUAGGGGCGGGCUGCCCGCAGGCCUGGGGGAGGUGGGGCUGGCUGGGGUGGCCUCCCUAGACACUGCCCUGCAGGGGAGGGGUCAGUUUGCUCUUAGCCUGUGACUGUCUGAGUGGGGGGCGAGGGGGGUUGGCCAGGGGCUUGUCCCCACCACCCCCGUGGGUCUCAGGGAGGCCGGGUGCGACCUCAUCUUUCUCAUGGUGCUAUCCCUGGUGCUACUGGGGUGUGGGGGGUCUCUCCCCUCCCCCACACCAGAAUGGGAUAUGUUGGGGGGUUGGAAGCACUUGAACUUUUUAUUUUAUUUUAUUAAAACGUUGUUAUAAGCAGUG